CGCGGCCCGGGAGCGGCGGUGCCGCCAUGUCCCGCGGGCCGGGCCCGGCCGGGGCUCUGCGCUCCCCUCAGGGCCUGGACCUCGAUGCCGAGCGGGAGAAGAUCCGCCGGGAGAUCGAGGAGUUGGAGCGCAGCCUGCAACCCGGCAGGGCCGACAUCCAGCUGGACCUGUCCAACUCCAGCCUCAGCUCUGCAGAUGAUGAUGAUGAAGAUGACGAUGAUGARGAUUCUCAUGCUGAAAUGGAGGUGGAAAGAGAAGAAGACAGCAGUGAUGAUGACGAUGAUGAUGUUGAAAACUUGCCACAGGAUCCAGAAACCUGUCUGCAGAUGAACCAUGUGUACCAGGAAGUUAUCAAGGAAAAGAUUGAGGAAGUGGAGCUGCUCAUUGCACAAAACAAAGAGCAGCAGAAGGAAAUCAUGUGUGAGCUUGAUGGUUCAAAAACAGCAAAGGCAGGAGAUGGCAGAAACCUAGCAGCAAAUGUAUUUUUGGGUCACUUUAUGAAGCCAUACUUUAAGGAUAAAAUAACUGGAAUUGGCCCUCCCUCCAAUGAAGAUGCCAAGGAAAAGGCAGCUCAGGGCAUCAAAUCCUUUGAACAACUGCAUUCAGCAAAGUGGAAAACUGGAGAGAAGACGCUGCUGCAGAAAUCCGUGGUGAGCGACCGCCUGCAACGCCUGCUCCAGCCAAAGCUGCUCAAGAUGAGUUAUUGGAAUCAGAAACUGGAGAAAGUCAACACUGAAACAGAGAAACAGACCUUGGAAAAGCAAAUCAAAGAYUUGGAGCAAGAAAUAGAAGCAAUUAACCAACUCCCAGAAAGUGACUUAAUAGGAAACAGAUUUGAUGAGCAUGACUGGGACAAAAUUUCAAACAUCCAUUUUGAUGGACAACGUAACUCAGAAGAGCUAAGGAAGUUUUGGCAAAAUUGGGAGCAUCCAAGCAUCAACAAAACAGAGUGGACUGAGGAGGAAAUAGAGAAGCUGAAGAAGAUAGCUGCUAAACACAACUAUCUGGACUGGCAGACCAUUGCCCAGGAGCUGGGGACAAACAGGACACCWUUCCAGUGCUUGCAGAAGUACCAAAUCUAUAAUAAAGAUUUAAAAAGGAAAGAAUGGACCAAGGGUGAAGAUCAGAUGCUUUUAGAGCUCGUUCAAGAGAUGAGAGUGGGAAGCCACAUCCCGUACAAAAAAAUUGCUUAUUACAUGGAAGGAAGAGAUUCUGCUCAGCUGAUUUACCGCUGGACCAAGAGUGUGGAUCCCAGCUUGAAGAAAGGACCCUGGACACCAGAGGAAGAUGCUAUGCUGAGAGCUGCAGUUAAGAAAUACGGAGAGAAGGACUGGUACAAAAUCCGUACGGAGGUGCCGGGCAGGAGCGAUGCCCAGUGCCGGGACCGGUACUUAAAAGCGUUGCAUUGGGAUGUAAAGAAAGGCAAGUGGAGCUUGGAGGAAGAGGAGCAGCUGAUUGAUCUGGUUGAAAAGCAUGGCCUGGGUCACUGGAGUAAAAUUGCUUCCGAGCUGCCCCAUCGGACUGGUUCCCAAUGCCUGAGCAAGUGGAAACUCAUGAUUGGCUCUAAGAAGAAAACAUCUGGGGCAGCCAAACGGCGCUACGAUGAGGAGAGCUCCAGCCCUUCAGAGAGCAGCAGCGAGGAYGUGGAGCUGGACUUGGCAGACAGCUCAGAGGAGGAGGAGGUGGCAAGCACCACAAGCCAGGAGGAGUGUGCAGUCCCCAGCAUUGACUUGUGGGUUCCAACAGGGACAGACAGGCAGGAGGCAGCCAAAGGGAGAUACCAAAUCCAAACCCUCUCUGCUUCGAGGGCUGGUGCAGGAACCAGCUGCAGUGAUAUUCCAAGUGCAGCCUGUGAUGGAAAUGGAGCUGCUGAUCAAUCAUCUGAGCUGAACACCCUGCUGAGGGGCAUUGCACAGCCCCAUUCCACAGACACGGUGGUGAAGGAUCCAGCAGAAGUGAUGGCUAAGGCUUCCCAGUGUGGAAAACAAGUGUUGCGGGUUAGCCUGGAGGAUGUGAGAACAAUACUGAGGAAUAACACGAGCUUCCAGAGGAGACUUAUGCUAAAACCUCCUGCCAGCCUUUUAGCCAAMCCCCCUGGAGUCGGUGGAGCUGUUGGCCAGGAUGUCCAACAGGAGCUGCCGGGGAGAGCUCAUUGCCAGGAGAGGGAGCGGUGGAGGAGGCUSAGCCUGGACAGAAAGCUGCUGAUGGCAGUGACCCCUUGGGUGGGCAAUGUGCUGCUGCCCAUCACCCUGCAGGCUGGGAGGAUGGCUUUUCACCACACAAAAGCUGGUGCUAUUCGAGAGAAGGUUAAGUCAGUCAGUCUGACGAGCACUCCCCUGUUCACACUGCUCAUUCAGCUCUUCCAGAUUGAUACCAAGGGCUGUAUGAAGAUCAUUAAAGAGAGGAAGAUGAGGCAGUUAGAGCUGCUUAAGGCUAAUGCAAAGAGUCCUCAGCAGGCUUCCCAAAAUACAGAGACUUCUUCAGGCAGCUCAUCCCAAGCUUGUUCUCAGAGGAAUUCCCAGCGGGGCAUUCCAAGGAGUGCUGUCAGGAGAGCUGCUGCCUUGAGAGCACGGGGAGCUGCUGCCUCAGAGAGCUGUGCCCCAGCCCAGGGGCAAAGGCAAAAGCCUAAAACAGUCUCGGAAUUACUGCGAGAGAAGCGUUUAAGGGAGGCCCAGGCCAAGAAGGCCGUGCARAGGACAGUGCUGGUUGCCCCACAGGUGCUGGUUUCAGGGCCUUUGAUCAUCCAGCAGUCACCACAGCAAAUCAUUCCCCCUGCACAAGCAGGGAGCAAGCCUGCAGCAGCUGCUGGCACUGACAGCCAAGUACAGGGKGCUCCAGUGGCACCAAGGACUUCUGCUGCAGGUUCUGCUCCUGCUCUCGUGCCUGAAAACCAUUCCUCAGCAGUGCCAGAAACCAGGGAAAGCCCUGGUUGCUCUCAGGGCACAGAUCUGCAGUCCAAGAAGGAAGUAAAAGAGCAGGCUUUGGAAAGCAGCCCUGAAGGAGGGGUUUUUCCAGGCAUGAAKGCAGCUGCAGCAGAGAAGGCCCCAGAGCAGGGAGGGUGCAGUGGUCAGGUCGUUUCCAGUAGCUCAUCUUCAGUAGUGUUGCCCAACCAGGCUUUUGUGCCACACCAGAUCACAGUGGUGCCUCUUGGCCUGGAUUCUGGCACCAAGAAAUUGUCCCUUUCCACACCAGUCACCUGUGAGCUGAAGAGUAAUGGGCCACAGCAGAGGCCAGUCAGCCUGCUGCCUGCUCUUGUCACUCCACAGGCUGGCUCUCCUGUCAUUCCCAACAGCAUCCUGCCCUUCACGUGGGUUGUAACCCCACAAGCUCUGCUCCCCAGUGCUGUGCAGGCUGUGGUGGGUGUUCCCCAGGCAAUUCCAGCUGCUGCUGGGAGCAGUCAGUGUCAGACAGCUGUGACCUCCAGUGGCAAUGUCUCCACUUUGGGAGGGACUSCAGUGCCAGCUGGAGCAAAUCCACCUCACCCCAGCAGUGCAGAGACAAAAGGGCCAAGUUCCCAGGUGGCAGGAGUUCCUUUGGGAAAGGAUGACCAGUCCACARCUCCUUUACCUGUGAGCUCAGCGAGUCCUGGAUGCACCACAUCCACCAUUUCUGCUGCACCCCCUGCAUGUUCAGAGGGCUCCUCCACGGCUUCGGACUCCUCUGCAGCUCCAGCUGCCAGCCCAGCCCUGUGUGCYGUGGUGCUGCCCCAAACACAGCUCCCUGCCAGCCCCCAGGGCUCUGAUUGCCAGCCUGUGCCCAGCCUCACCAGCUCAGGAAAGAGCAGCGACUCCAUCACAACAAACGGAUCAUCCUCCAAUCCYGACAGCAUCAGGAAAGGGGUUGUGCCCCAGCCAGGAGCUGCAGCUCCUCACAGCAAUGCCCCAGGGAGCUCGGAUUGCUCUGGUGCCCAGGCACUGAAGAACMGACCCAUUGCCUCCAAACCACCGAGUGCUGAUGUCCCCCCCCAGCCAAGCACUUCCAGUGCAGAGAAGAAUCUCCUUGACUUCAGCCUGAUCUCCCUGGAAGACGAGGGGCUGGUGAAGGAGUGGCUGAGUGGCAAACGAGGGGUCCAGGUGCCAUCCCUGCAAACCAGGCUGCCUUAUUUGCCACCUUUUCUCUGCAACAUAAAAACCCUCUCGAAGCUCCUUGUGCAGAAAGCAGCUCUGGAAGAGCGAGCAGCCUCUCUCCUGCCCUCUGAGACCAGCGGGGAUGGGGGCACUGGGGAUGUUUUCCAUGCUAUUGGAGAACUGGUGCAGCAGAAACUGGGUGAUAACCCUGCUUACCUCCUGCUGAAAGCCAGAUUCCUGGCAGCCUUCACYCUCCCAGCUGUCCUGGCAACUCUGCCUCCUCCCAAAGUGACAACAACUCUGUCAGCCAGCAGGAAGCAACAUGAGGAGAGUGAUGACGAGGAGUGGCAGAGUGAGAAAGAAGUGUCUGAGGAAGAGAGUUGUGGGAAUGAAUUAACACGAGUACGGGAGGAUUGGAGAGUUGGGGAUGAGCCUGGAAACAAAGAUGCUGAUUUACUAAAUCAGGGCAUGAGGGCUGAAGAGAGCACUGCUCAGUCUGCCUUGGACUCCUGCACUGAUGUGGCUGAUGCCAGAGCUCCUGAAAUCAGGAGAAGUGCCCGCUUCAGGAAGAGGAGGAGGAGGAUAUGAGCAGGAAAUGUAGGUCACAGGAAUGAGUUCUGCCUUCCUGMGUGGCAGGAGGAGAUAAUCUUUGCACUGUUCACUU
Messenger RNA from Malurus melanocephalus (red-backed fairy wren), 4731 nucleotides. It is a transcript of the gene SNAPC4, whose product is annotated as small nuclear RNA activating complex polypeptide 4. Bases 27 to 4655 code for a protein of 1542 amino acids. The transcript has 23 exons. NCBI's taxonomy places the organism in Eukaryota, Metazoa, Chordata, Aves, Passeriformes, Maluridae. The record is from RefSeq and is a predicted model, not a curated record.